Messenger RNA from Frieseomelitta varia, 2496 nucleotides. Its product is annotated as U-scoloptoxin(01)-Cw1a-like. Bases 201 to 575 code for a protein of 124 amino acids. Gene Ontology annotation, cellular component: extracellular region. Lineage: Eukaryota; Metazoa; Arthropoda; Insecta; Hymenoptera; Apidae. The record is from RefSeq and is a predicted model, not a curated record. The transcript has 5 exons. Gene Ontology annotation, molecular function: chitin binding.
CACUUCGUGGUAGCAUCCUUCGAGAAAGAAACUUUGCCCGCAACACCGUGGAGACGGGAACUUGCUGGCGGAGGUCCAGCGGAUCCGGGGACCGGUGAUCGUAUUCUGCCAACAUCCGAAAUCCAAACUCGUCCCUAAGAUAAAUGAACACCACGUGGAAGGAUACUGCGGAUUAAGGUGAUUGGAUCUUUCACGAAAAGAUGAUCUCGCGGUACCAAGUGUUGUGCGCGCUGGUGCUAUUCGGCGCGGCCCUGCUGUACCAAGCGAUGGCGCAAGUAGACGGUUACACACCUGGCGUGGACUACCCGAUCUACGAUUCAGUACCUUUCGGCCUCACGUUUACCUGCGGAGGCAAGUUACCUGGUUACUACGCCGAUCCCGAAGCUAGAUGUCAGGUCUGGCAUUGGUGUUUGCCAAACGGCCGUCAGUUCAGCUUCCUCUGUCCAAACGGCACAGUUUUUAGCCAAUCGGCUCGCGUCUGCGAUUGGUGGUUCAAGGUUGAUUGCAACGACUCGCCAAGAUUGUACGGCAUCAACGACGACCUGUACAGAGACGUGAACGGAAACAAGAUCUAACGCUAACUAAACUGUAAAAUCCGUGAACAUUUAAACGCGCUGAACCUAAGCAAAGAGUAUAAUUUCUGUGUACGGUAUAUACGAAUAGAAGCGAGAUAUUCGUCCAAGCGAGUUGUAAGUUCCUAGUUUGCCGGCAGAGAAACGCUCGUGCAGAGCGCUAUAAUAUUCUCGGAUGCUAAAUUGCUAACACGACGACGAUCGAUCGCUUGCAGCUACACCUUCAUCGCAGGUGAACCACAAAAAAUCUCAAAUAUUUUCCAAAAAAUGAUUCGAACUCUUAUAUACCAGAUUCGAUUCUUCAAUAAAGAACAACAGAUGCAUUAACUUUUUCCUGAGUGUCGAAUGCGAUCGAUGCACUUUUAUUGAUCAUGCUUUUAUCGCACUGGUCGUCGUCGGCUUUUUAUCCUAAAGCUAAGAUAGCUUAAGAGGGAACGAUCCCUCUCGGGUAGAGAAGAAGAAAGAAGGCUCGAUCGAAAUCACGUCGAACAAUUUCUUGGCAUGAUCGGACAAUAGAAAGUGAAUGGUCGUCGCAAACAGCCAGUUUGUUCCCUGCCUUUUUCCUGUCAAACGUUGCCUUCCAUGCUACGCUUUUCCGACUGUGUUUUGCAUGCACGUCUCGUCGCUCUAUUUUUUUUUUUUUUUUUCUACUCGUGUAUUUCGAGAUCGAUCGGGGGAAAACGAAGAUUAACGCUAAAACUACAUAAAUCUUCACCUUGCUAUAGUCCUCAGAUGUUUAUAUUUUAAUAUCACACUCAAAUGAGAAGGAAGCAUUUUAUUAUGUUUCAAGAAGACACAAAACUUUACAGAAUCACGUUGUUGAGAAUUUUUUUUCGUACUUGAGGAUACGAGAUUUUAUAGUCCUCAGAUGUUUAUAUUUUAAUAUCACACUCAAAUGAAAAGGAAGCAUUUUAUUAUGUUUCAAGAAGACACAAAACUUUACAGAAUCACGUUGAUGAGAAUUUUUUUUCGUACUUGAGGAUACGAGAUUUUAUAGUCCUCAGAUGUUUAUAUUUUAAUAUCACACUCAAACGAGAAGGGAGGAUUUAUGAUAUUUUAAGAAGACACGAAAUUACAAAAUCACGUUGAUGAGAAUUUUUUUUCAUACUUGAGGAUACGAGAUUUUAUAGUCCUCAGAUGUUUAUAUUUUAAUAUCACAUUCAAAUGAGAAGAGAGGAUUUAUGAUAUUUUAAGAAGACGCGAAACUUUACAAAAUCACGUUGAUGAGAAUUUUUUUUCAUACUUGAGGAUACGAGAUUUUAUAGUCCUCAGAUGUUUGUAUUUUAAUGUCACGCUCAAACGAAAGGAGCAUUUUAUUAUGUUUCAAGAAGACACAAAACUUAUUAACCGAAAAACCAUGCUGACGAGAAUUGUGUCGUGCUUAAAGAGAUAUUCUUUAAUUUUUAAAAAGUAUAAAUAGGUCUACGAUAACUGAAAAAACAGAAACAGAAGGAUUAAGAUACAACAUUAGAGGAAUGAAAGUAGUCGAUAAUUUUCGUAAAGUUUGAUGAUUCUGACCAACAUUCUAGUGUUAAAUAUUCGAUGAAAUCUCCGGAAGCAACUCGUUUUUCCCUCGAUCGGGCAACGUGUAAUUAUCGCGGAGGAAUUUCGAUCGGCGUUACGUAAACGAAUAGAAAUUUGGCGCGGCCGCUUACGAAAUCCUCACUUCCGCCUUCCGGACGCGUUUUUCAGAGUGGCAAGGCCAAAGUCAUCGGCAAACACUGUUAUUCCGAUUACGUUGCGUCGACGAUCUAAUGGAAAGUUCGUCGAUAGCUACCUGGUAGCUACCUGGUUACGCGUAAUUGCAAGAUUGUUCAACGUCUCGAGACAAUCUUGCAGUAUCUGUUGAAGGUCGCGCAGGAUCACAGACGCAAUUUGCAUGAAACUUUCGAGCGACGAACGUUUAAAAUUCCGCGCGCGUAAA